Molecule: messenger RNA, 954 nt
Organism: Geodia barretti
Lineage: Eukaryota; Metazoa; Porifera; Demospongiae; Tetractinellida; Geodiidae
Source: the annotation of a GenBank genome assembly
GUUUGUUGUGCCCCGUGACGCCACGCCCCCUCGCACGGUUGCAUUUUCGGAACUUGGUGUGCUUCGUGUGUAUGUCAGCGCACAAGCCAUGACUCUAGAGAGACCGUGUACACGUUGGAUCAGUGAGCAAUAGCAUCUGUGUUCUCUGGUUGUGUUCCUGUCUUGUCCCUUGGGCCUCAGUCCAUGCAGCUGUAGACCUAAAAUUUGUCAUUGAGGGUGACCUAAAACCAGACGAUGGCACAGAGCAUAAGUGCGAGGGAGAGUCGAUAAAGAUAGGGUGUGCCUACAGACACCCUGUUGAUCUAGCUGAUGUCAGUCUGACCACUGGAAGUCCAGCAACAUCUCUGCAUUUGAGGCCAGACAGUUCGUGGACUUUCUGUUGUUUGAUGAGGACUCAGCUACACUGUUUCUGCCAGUGAUGCUAGUGUACCAGGACCUAUACAUGUUCUGCCGGACAACUCACUGCUACGUUCACUAUUAUCUACGAUGAUACUAGCUCCCAGUGUUCAGGCACCACCACUUCCCCUACUACUCAACCUACUAGUCCGUCCACUGAGCCAAGUACAGGGUCCACUCCUGCCACCACCGGCUCCAGUUCUCAACUCCUCUACCAGUGGCGGGACAUUUGAAGGAGCACCAGCUCUGGUGAAACAUCCUUCAAAGGUCUAAAGCCACUCAUCUACACCGUGGCGUCUGUCAUCCUGCUGGGCUUCAUACCUGCACAACAACUUGUGUUAUCAUUGCAGUGACCACUGUUUGUAGUGAAAAAGCCCUGUGAUAAGUGAUGAGAGUCUAUAUUAUAUUCUACAGGAAAAGCACAAAACACCAGAGUUAUAGACGUUCUGUAUUAGAACCUGGGAGAUUAGUGUUGUUGUUCCAAACGGCAUUAUAGAGGUAGACUUUGCUGGCGUCACUGCUCAAAUCUCCUGUUGAGAAUUCCUUGAUGUCGUGGGC